UGACUCCGGAGCAUGACAGCUGUAAUAUCCUAGCUGGAUGUGAAUAAAAGAGGGCUGUGGUUUAAUAAGGACCUUGUAGCGUAGCAUGCUCUGGCAUAUAUAUGUCCUGCAAGAUACAACUUGGAAUUUUUUUUCGCAUUCCUUAAGAACAAUUGUUAAAAUUCGGCUUGUAAUUAUCGGUUUCUUCGUGACUUUACAAUGUAUGGUAUCCAGCACGAAAGCUAACCUAGCUGUGUAGAAACGGAGCCUCUCGCUAUCAUGGAAUUAGGACAGUCACACCCAUAUCUUGUCGGGACAUCUAUAUGGAUAUUAAAUAUUGCUCUUUAGUUUUAAAAAUAGUUCUUUGGUAUAACGCGAUUGUAGAGAAUGUUUUUUCUAAUUCAGCUUGCUAGAUAAAUAAUAAUGUUCUGUGCAUAGCAAACUAUAUUUAUUCUAUUAUGAAUGAGUCAUGCCAGAGGCACUUGGGUAAGAGACCGAGAGCUAGGUGUUAAGAUUUAGAUUUUGGUUAAGGUUAACGGUGGAAUUUGCCCGUUAUUCUCAGGCAGGAUGAGUAUGCCAUUGUAUACAUUUGUCACCAGAGAUGAGAACAGCAGUGUCUAUGCUGAAGUUUCCAAAAUUCUCAUUUCUACUGGACAAUGGAAGAGGCUCAAGAAAGACAAUCCUCGUUUUAACUUGAUGCUGGGGGAAAGGAACAGACUACCAUUUGGAAGAUUGGGGCACGAGCCAGGACUGGUGCAGCUAGUGAAUUAUUACCGGGGUGCUGACAAGCUGUGCCGUAAAGCAUCUUUAGUCAAGUUAAUCAAGACCAGUCCUGAGCUCUCUGACAACUGCAACUGGUUCCCUGAGUCUUACAUUAUUUAUCCCACUAACCUCAACACCCCCGUGGCCCCAGCCAAAAAUGGAAUGAGCCACUUGAAGAACAACCCUAAGACUGAUGAACGCGAGGUCUUCCUGGCCUCCUACCACCUGAAGAAGAUGAAUGGAGAAGGGACAGUGUGGAUUGCUAAAUCAUCAGCUGGAGCCAAGGGUGCUGGAAUUUUAAUAUCAUCGGAUGCCAGUCAGUUGCUGGAAUUCAUAGAUAACCAAGGCCAGGUUCAUGUCAUUCAGAAGUAUCUGGAGAAUCCUCUUUUGUUGCAGCCUGGCAACCGCAAAUUUGAUAUCAGGAGCUGGGUUUUAGUGGAUCACCAGUACAACAUCUACCUGUACAGGGAGGGUGUACUACGUACUUCUUCAGAGCCUUACAACAGCUCGGACUUUGAGGACAAGACGAGUCACCUGACGAACCACUGCAUCCAGAAGGAACACUCCCAGAAUUACGGCCGAUACGAGGAGGGGAAUGAAAUGUUCUUUGAUGAGUUUCGUCAGUAUCUGCUGAACACACACAAUGUCUCCCUGGAGACGACCAUCUUACCUCAGAUCAAACAGAUCAUAAGAAGCUGCCUAGUUUCCAUUGAGCCAGCUAUCAGCACCAAGCAUCUCUCUUACCAGAGUUUCCAGCUCUUUGGGUUUGACUUCAUGGUAGAUGAAAAUCUGAAGGUCUGGCUUAUUGAAAUUAAUGGAGCUCCUGCCUGUGCACAGAAACUGUAUUCGGAACUGUGUCAUGGCAUCGUGGACAUGGCCAUUUCUAGUGUCUUCACCUUGAACAGUAGCGAUUCCUCAGCCUCCUCUUCCACCUCCUCUUCCUUAUCUUCCUCAUCCUCAUCAUGCUCCUCCCCAAAAUCCAGACCACCCAGUCACCACGGCCCAUUCAUCAAACUACAAUGUGCUAUGAAGACUCUAAGAGGAUGAACACUUCUCAACAAAGGGUCUUAUGAGUUCAGCCUGUAUCAUCCAUACAAAAAGCCCUCAGAAUGAGAAACUUCAGCAUGACAUCUGAGUAUCUUUUGGAAGAAUCUUACAUUUAUCACAUGCACUGCAUGAUUGCUGCAAAGCAUGAAAAAAUCUUACAUUAGUCAUCAUCUUUAUGGGGUUAUUUAACAACAGAAACUUUGCUAUCCUUCACCGAGCAGUGGCAUGAUGUUAUCCUUUUAAUCUCAUUCCCAUAUUAAUAUUUUUAAGUUUAAUUGCCAAAACAUUAACUUUCUAAUGAUGUGAAAACUCUCCACAACAAAAGUGUUCCUUGUAGUCCUAAAUGAAUUUUGGUAAUCUCAUUAAAACAAAUAAAAAUGUUCUUUUUGACCCACCUUAGCAAAAAAUCAACAGCCUGAGUUAACUCUCGUCUGUCACUGUAAGAUUCAGAUGUCUAUUUCUGCAUUAUCUUAUCGUUUUCUUAACCUAAUAGUAAACAAACUGAUAAAUAACAAUAGAUAUGACGUUGAUCUGACACAAUUCCAUUCAACUCCGCUUGUAGUAAAUGGGAAAUGGCAUCGGGUCUUGAGAAAUCUGAAGUAAUAAUUGGUCUUUUUUUUUGUCAUAUGACACUUUUUUUUUUUUUUUUUUUUAAACCUUAUAUGCAUUUUAAUAUGAAGGCUUAUGUUGAGGAAUGUUUGCUUUUUUUUUUACUUAUUGUCAAAUGUAAAUUGUCAAUGUUGCAAAGAACACGUUUCCGUGUUUCUUUAGUGCUCAAAAUGAAGGGAUAAUUUGUGCCUAGGGUGAUUGCAGUUACGUAAAAGACGAAUGUGUUGAGGAAAAAGUUGACUCUUUUGCAAGUUUAAAAAGCGAUUCCUAACGUCAAAUGCAUGAACGGUGUGGGGAGAGUGUGAUCUGAAUGUAUAGCAGUGGAUAGAAACCAGCCGGAAGGGAUGUUUAUUCAUUUUUUUUGUACAUACACUUUAUUGGAUGCAUAUUUAUUUAUACUGGUCUCCUCCAAAUGACUAUGUUCUCCUGUUUAUUGAGGGGAAAUUGUUAUCCCAUGAAGAGGUGCCUUAAAAGAAUGUACAACCUCUUGUGAGUUUGGAGAUUAAUAUUAUAAACACACAUUUUUAAAAGUCAUGGCAUGGCAUUUUAAGUCAAGCAUUUAUGGUUAUCCUUUUUGUAUUUUUGUAACUGUCAACCUGAUGUUUUACUUAAAAUAAGGUGGUCUUAUUACUGUUUUGUAUCAUUUACCUUGCCAACUUGUUUCACUGCUGUUUCGGUAUUUUGCCUUCUGUAACUGUUUAACCCAAACCCCUACCUCAACGUUUUAGUGCAUUUCUAAAAGCAAUCCUGUUCCUGACCAAAGGCUACUCUGUAUCUGGUCUGUGUAGCAUCAUAUAUAAUGAUGGAUCUGUCGGUGUAGAACCUGCUGCAACAGAACAUGGGGGGGUUUGUAGAACAGAUGUAUUUCACAAGUGUCACGUAUAGCACUGUUCAGUAGUUACAGAAGUAAUUAGCAGAACAGAAGACGAAUCUUUUUGUUUUUCAGCUGCCUCUCUUUGACAUUGCCCACCGCACAAACAUGGAUCUACAUGGCUGUCUGAAAGAACUUUCCCCUGUAGCUAUUUACCAAGGAAUGUGGCAAAAAAGGAGUAAAUGCCUUUGCAAUUAAUUCUGGAAGUUGGUUUUUCCUAACACUAUUCCUUGUUCCCUGUCCAACAUGUGGUGUGUUUGUCACCUGAACAUUGGCUCUCAGUUAUUCUCGUUUGGGUUAUUCUUGCAUGUAAAACUGACUGUGUCUGUACUGAGGAAAUUAUAUUGAAAAAUAAACUGUCACAUGAUUUA
This is a messenger RNA of Brienomyrus brachyistius, 3639 nucleotides long. RefSeq names its product tubulin tyrosine ligase (gene ttl). NCBI's taxonomy places the organism in Eukaryota, Metazoa, Chordata, Actinopteri, Osteoglossiformes, Mormyridae. Bases 547 to 1788 code for a protein of 413 amino acids. The transcript is spliced from 8 exons. The record is from RefSeq and is a predicted model, not a curated record. Gene Ontology annotation, biological process: protein modification process.